GCUCUCCGGAAGUGUUGCCGUGGUUGCCGUCGGCGGACUUGACAUAGUGGACGCUGUUCGCUCAGAGACAAACGCUCCGCGGUGGGAUUUCACGGAAGAUGCUGAAGAAACGGGAGCUGCUGCUUUCCGAGAGACAACCCUCCAGUGAAGAUGAGACCAUGGUCCCGGUACUAACCUCAAGGAAAGCCAGCGAACUCCCUGUCAACGAAGUAGUGUGUGUCCUGCAGGCCGACUUGCAGUUGGGACUGACCCAGGAGGAGGUGAGCCAGAGGAGGGCCUACCACGGCUGGAACGAGUUCGACAUCAGUGAAGAGGAGCCGCUAUGGAAGAAAUACAUCUCACAGUUCAAAGAUCCUCUCAUCCUGCUGCUGUUGGCGUCGGCCGUCAUCAGCGUUCUCAUGCACCAGUUUGAUGACGCCAUCAGCAUCACUGUGGCCAUCAUCAUAGUAGUGACAGUUGCCUUUGUGCAGGAGUACCGCUCAGAGAAGUCUCUAGAAGAGCUCGGGAAGCUGGUGCCUCCAGAAUGUCACUGUGUCAGGGAGGGGAACUUGGAGCACCUGCUGGCCAGAGAGCUGGUUCCUGGAGACACCGUCUGUCUGUCGGUGGGAGAGAGAGUCCCAGCAGACCUCCGCCUCUUCGAGGCGACCGACCUGUCUGUGGAUGAGUCCAGUCUGACGGGGGAGACCAGCCCCUGCUCCAAAUCCACCUCCCACCAACCGGCAGCCACCAACGGAGACAUCGCCUCCCGCAGCAACAUCGCCUUUAUGGGGACACUAGUGCGCUGUGGCAAAGCCAAGGGCAUCGUCAUAGGAACCGGAGAAAACUCUGAGUUUGGGGAGGUAUUCAAGAUGAUGCAAGCAGAAGAGGCUCCUAAAACUCCACUACAGAAGAGCAUGGACCUGCUGGGAAAGCAGCUCUCCCUGUAUUCCUUUGGCAUCAUAGGGGUCAUCAUGCUGGUGGGCUGGCUGCAGGGGAAGAGGAUCCUGGACAUGUUCACCAUCGGUGUCAGUUUGGCGGUAGCUGCCAUCCCGGAGGGUUUGCCCAUCGUGGUGACGGUGACGCUGGCGCUCGGUGUGAUGCGCAUGGUGAAGAAAAGAGCCAUCGUGAAGAAGCUCCCCAUCGUAGAAACCCUGGGCUGCUGUAAUGUCAUCUGUUCAGACAAAACUGGAACUCUGACCAAGAACGAGAUGACCGUCACUCAGCUGUUCACGUCAGACGGACUCCACGCUGAGGUGACAGGCGUCGGCUACAACAGAGCAGGGGAAGUUUUACUGGACGGAGAGAUCAUCCACGGCUUCCUAUGCCCCUCGAUAAGCAAGAUUGUGGAGGUCGGCUGUGUGUGCAACGACUCGGUGAUCAGGAACCACAAUCUGCUGGGACGACCGACAGAGGGAGCGCUCAUCGCCCUCGCCAUGAAGAUGGGGCUGGAGAGCCUGCAGCAGGAGUACGUCCGCCUGGAGGAGCAUCCCUUUAACUCGGAGCAGAAGUGGAUGGCUGUUCGCUGCGUUCACCGCACCCAGCAGGACAAGGCCGGAGUUUACUUCAUGAAGGGAGCGUAUGAGCAGGUGAUUCGCUUCUGCAGCUCCUACAACAGCAGGGGAACCUCACUCCCCCUCAACCACCAGCAGAGGGAGCUCUACCAGCAGCAGAUCAGCUACAUGGGCACCGCAGGACUGAGAGUGCUGGCGUUUGCGUCUGGCUCAGAGAUGGGGAAGCUGACCUUCCUGGGUCUGGUGGGCAUCAUCGACCCUCCCAGGUCGGGGGUCAAAGAAGCCGUGGGCACGCUCAUCAGCUCCGGCGUCGCCAUCAAGAUGAUCACCGGAGACUCCCAGGAGACCGCUGUGUCUAUAGCGAGUCGUCUGGGUCUUUACUCCAAAGGUUGUCAGUGUUUGUCUGGAGAAGAGGUGGAUCAGCUCGACCUGCAGCAGCUUUCACACAUCGUACCCAGAAUAGCUGUGUUUUAUCGAGCCAGUCCCAGGCACAAACUGAAGAUCGUCAAGUCCCUCCAGAACAUCGGAGCCGUGGUGGCCAUGACAGGUGACGGCGUGAACGACGCCGUGGCUCUGAAGGCUGCCGACAUUGGCGUGGCGAUGGGCCAGACGGGCACCGACGUCUGCAAGGAGGCAGCCGACAUGAUCCUGGUGGACGACGACUUCCAGACCAUCAUGUCGGCCAUCGAGGAAGGCAAAGGAAUUUACAACAACAUCAAAAACUUCGUCCGCUUCCAGCUGAGCACGAGUAUCGCGGCGCUGACACUCAUCUCCUUGGCGACGCUGAUGAACUUCCCCAACCCGCUGAACGCCAUGCAGAUCCUGUGGAUCAACAUCAUCAUGGACGGACCUCCGGCUCAGAGUUUGGGUGUGGAGCCUGUGGAUCGAGACGUGAUCAGGAAACCACCUCGUAAUGUGAGAGACAGCAUCAUCACCCGCAGCCUGAUCAUCAAAGUCCUGGUGUCGGCUCUCAUCAUCGUCUGUGGGACUCUGUUUGUCUUCUGGAGAGAGUUGCAGGACAACGUGAUCACUCCUCGAGACACCACCAUGACCUUCACCUGCUUCGUCUUUUUCGACAUGUUCAACGCUCUGAGCUCCCGGUCGCAGACUCGUAUGGUCCACGAGAUGGGUCUGUGCAGUAACAGGACGUUCUGUUACGCCGUCCUGGCCUCCAUCAUGGGUCAGCUCCUCGUCAUCUACUUCCCUCCUCUGCAGAACAUCUUCCAGACAGAGAGCCUCAGCAUCUUUGACCUAAUGUUCCUGGUGAGCCUCACCUCCUCGGUCUGCGUGGUGUCUGAGGCCAUUAAGAAGGUGGAGAGGUGGAGGGGAGUCGAGAGGAGCCCACCUGUCGACUGCUUCCACGAGGUAUGACCCGCCACCCCGCCACUGUCUGGGCUGAAGGACUCCGAGGUUUGGCUGGAGAAGAGGAGGCGGACCAAGGUGAUGGGAGUGCGAUGGGUUUUAGGGUUUCUCGCAACCGAUGGCACUGACUGACUAAGACCGCAAGGACUUGUGGGAUUUUCUCGUGAGAUCCUCAGACGGGUGGAGAAACUGUGGUCUGGGACUGGAGGACGCUCCCGGGCUCUGGGGGUGGGGUGGUUGGGAGGAGACGGAAGCGGACUUGGAUUAAGCUGGGAGGACAAGACGGCUGCUGGGAGACCUGACCCCCUGCUCAGUAUCUCUACUACUGAACCUCGCAGCGUCGACCCCUUUUCGCUCGCGCCGCCUCUGUGCUCGGCCUCGUUGUAGAUUCCUGACGGUAGCUCUGGGGAAAAACCGCCACGGACCGACCAGACCUUCCUGCCGUGAACUGUCUCGUUAAUUAGGAUGUACUUCAAGAAAACCCUCUGAUGAAUCAAACGCUAGAAACCUGUGCAAUUCUUUGUGUUCUCUUCCAGUCCUCUUUUCUUUCUUUUUUUUAAACCUAUCAUUUAGGAGGUGUUGACCACUGUUCAGCUCGCUUUUACCGGUUGAAUGCAGUACCGUCAAACGCGCAGGACGACUUGUUUUAAUUCCUCUGUAGGUGGGUUUACAGCACAUGGUGGAGGUGUGACGGUACGAAGAGAUUCAUGGAAAACAAAUAUUUAAUCUCGUUGCUUUUAUUUUGCUAAAAGUAAAGGUUCCCAGUUCUACUGUAGCGGUUAAGGCAGUGGAAUAUUUACAUAAUGUCAGUCAUGUAAAGAAAUCAGUAGGCAACAUGGCCACAUAAAGGAACAUGACAGUGCAGCUCAAACUUUAACUUCACGUUCUCUACAACUGCAUGGUCCCUUGUCUUUUGCAACGAAACACUCCGAGACGAUACCGGAGAUUCAGCAGACAUUCCAAGACCAUGUUGUUCUUCAGUACGUAACAUAAAGAUAAACUUAUUUUUUUAUUUAACAAAAGAAGCCAAAGUUCUCAAAGCCUCUAAAAACUUGGUUUAAAAGAAGUGUUUCUUCAUCAAAUUAAACAUUUUUGACUAAAUAGCAACAAUCAAUGUUAAAGUUUUGGGGAAAAAUCACAUUUAAUUCAGUGACUGGGCUGCGACUCACUGCCAGUGCGGUGUUGGUAUUACGGACCACACGUGUUAAAGUAUCUGCUGUUACGGUAAUAAUGGGCCCUCUUCUCAGUUUGACACCAUGAGGCAGUUUCUUCUACGUGAGACUCGACGCGACAUCAGAGAAGAUCCGUCGCAGUUAGAUUUCCCCCACGUGGGUCCAUGUACGGCCGAUGAUGCAGCCGGACAAAACCGUCCAGUCGGUGAGUUUUCUGUCAGUCUUCGGUUGGUUGGUUGUCAGGGCCGUAGCUACCACCGGACUGUCCCUGCACAGCUCAACUUUUCCCUCUUUUUUUCGGACUUGAUAAGUUAAGAUUCGACCAACACCACGACGAACAAAUAAAGCUUUAUUUUGUCUUUUUGGUCUCUGGUCAAACCUUUCUGAAAAUGGCGAGGGGGGGGUGCGUCUGGGGGACUCCUGACCUCGCUGUGUCUAAAAUCCAGUCUUUGGCCCUGUUAGCAACGAGUCCAGACCAAAUGAACCAAACUGCAUGUGUGAAACGGGCCUGAAUGUGCGGCCUAGCGCACCAGACAGUUGAGGGUGAAUGAAUGUACCGUUACACCUCCACUAUACAGUGUGUGCUGGUUUCUGUGAUCCAUAUGUUAUGUUUCCUGCUUCUUCCCACGCACGCUGGUGUAUUUAUAUUUGAAACACUCUGACGCAAACCAGCUGCUGUUUGAAGGCCACACGGUGAAAGCGGAUGGAGAAAAAUGAAAUUCCCUGCCCCCCCGCUGAGUUUAACAACCCGAUGCUAAAUGUGGAAUUAGGCCUCAAAAACCACCAACGCUAACACAACAGUGCCGACACGGUCGCUUCAGGGUACAAACACACAGACUUCAGUGACAAUGCUCUCUCAUCCUGUGCCUUAGAGAAGUCAUCGAUCGUUUCAAUUAUCUCCACUUUGGUGGAAAAAGAAGCCCUUUACCGACGGAUGGCUUUUCCGUUUAAUCCGUUUCAGCCCUGAAAUGAUUCCAAAAGGAAUCGCUCCAAAUAUUAGCCGCAAGUUUUAGUUUCCCUUUUUUUGUUUCUCCUCAAAUGUAUCUCUCUAGUUUAAUCAGGAUUGACUUGCACCUGUCCCCCUUUAAUCAAUAUAGAGAAGUCGUUGUGGUUUCUGGGAAAUGUAAUUUACUUGGCUAUGUUGUUGUUGAAAGUUUGAUUUCUAGAUGUUUUGUAUUUAUUUCCAAAAGGCACAUCUGGACGGGCUAAAAAACACCAACACCAGGAAAAAUGAAAAUGCCUUCACUCUGCUGCUGUUUCCAAAAUAAAAUCCCCUUUUUACGGCUUAUUGUGCACAUAACUGUUGAUGUUUUAACAAAGACGGUUUUCAUCGUUUUCAAUAUUGUGUUAAACAUGUGUUUCAGUAUGAAAUAAAAUAUGAUUUAUCUGGUGGAAAUACAA
Messenger RNA from Xiphias gladius (swordfish), 5425 nucleotides. RefSeq names its product ATPase secretory pathway Ca2+ transporting 1 (gene atp2c1). Lineage: Eukaryota; Metazoa; Chordata; Actinopteri; Istiophoriformes; Xiphiidae. Gene Ontology annotation, molecular function: ATP hydrolysis activity; P-type calcium transporter activity; ATP binding. The transcript is spliced from 27 exons. The coding region runs from base 99 to 2861 and encodes 920 amino acids. Gene Ontology annotation, biological process: manganese ion transport; intracellular calcium ion homeostasis; calcium ion transmembrane transport. The record is from RefSeq and is a predicted model, not a curated record. Gene Ontology annotation, cellular component: Golgi membrane; endoplasmic reticulum; plasma membrane.